UGAAGGUGCUGGAGAGGCUGGUCUUGGCCCACCUCUGACCGCAGAUGUUCUCUGAUGACUCUGCGGUGGUGGGGUGUAUAAGGGAUGGACAGGAGGAGGAGUACAGGACAGUGGUAGCUGACUUUGUGAAGUGGGCCAGUGAGAACCACCUGAUUCUGAAUGUGCCCAAGACCAAGGAGAUGGGGAGGAAGAGGACAGCUCCACAACCUUUGAAGGUACUGGGGGAGGUCAUUGAGAUGGUGGAGGAAUACAAAUUCCUAGGUGUGAGGCUGAACAACAGACUGGACUGGAAGUGCAGUGCUGUGUACAGGAAGGGAAUGAGCAGGCUCUUCUUUCUGAGGAGGCUGCGAUCCUUUGAUGUAUGCAGCGAGAUGUUGGAGUUAUUUUACCAGUCUGUUGUGGCCAGCGCACUGUUCUUUGCUGUGGUGUGCUGGGGGAGCAGCAUUGGAGCCAGUGAAACUAACAAACUCAACAAACUGAUAAAGAAGGCCGGCUCCAUCAUCGGCUGCAAGCAGGACACCGUGGAAACGGUGGUGGAGAGGAGGAUGCUGAAUAAAUUUUUUCCAUCAUGGAUAACACCGAUCAUCCUCUCCACCACAUCCUCUAGGCCCAGGAGAGCACAUUCUCCAAGAGAUUCAGACAGCUCCGCUGUCACAAGGACAGAUUCAGGAAGUCAUCAGAACUUAAUAAUAACUAAAAAGACUGACUGCGCACUUGCACAAUGCACAUUUUCUCUCCAUGACAUAUGGUAUGCCAUUGCACUCCUUUAUGCCAUUCCUUUAUUAUUGCACUAUUUUUUUCCCACUGUUGCACAUUUUACAUUUUAUGGUUACAUUACAUUUUAUGUUUAUAAUAUUUUCUUGUAUUGCUACUAUGUCGAAACAAUUUCCCCAUGCGGAUGAAAUACAAAAAAGUAUUUCUAUUCUGUUCUAUUCUAUUCUGAUCGAGUUCAGCAAGGUAGUACUCAAGGUCUGCGCUGCUCAACUCUCUUUACCAAGAUAUUAAAUCUGACACAGGCUGA
Molecule: messenger RNA, 1021 nt
Organism: Solea senegalensis (Senegalese sole)
Lineage: Eukaryota; Metazoa; Chordata; Actinopteri; Pleuronectiformes; Soleidae
Exons: 2
Coding region: 45-902 (285 amino acids)
Molecular function (GO): methyltransferase activity; 2-oxoglutarate-dependent dioxygenase activity
Source: RefSeq, a predicted model, not a curated record